Molecule: messenger RNA, 4115 nt
Organism: Solanum tuberosum (potato)
Lineage: Eukaryota; Viridiplantae; Streptophyta; Magnoliopsida; Solanales; Solanaceae
Product: pentatricopeptide repeat-containing protein At4g02750-like
Exons: 2
Coding region: 85-2127 (680 amino acids)
Biological process (GO): RNA modification
Molecular function (GO): protein binding; RNA binding
Source: RefSeq, a predicted model, not a curated record
UAUCACGUUGGACGCACGUUUGUAUACUUGUCCAAAUUAUUACUCUUUCCUUUUUCUUUCCCCGCUUGAAAUCAACCUUAACUAAUGUCUAAUUUAAGUAGUAUUAUGUAUAGACGGCUCAAAUGGGCUUCAUAUAUUUGCUUUAGGAACGCAAAUUCUUGUUUUUGGAUUCGAUAUGUGGGUUCAAUUGCAAACUCUUUGUACAAUUGGAACUCAAAAAUUACUAGUUCUUUCAAGAAAGGUGAUGUUGAGGGGGCACGCAAGUUGUUUGAUGAAAUGCCUCAGAGGAAUGUAGUAACUUGGAACUGUAUGAUUUCUGGGUAUGUAAGAAAUGGGAUGCUUCAUGAUGCUCAACAAGUGUUUGACACAAUGCCGAGUAGAAAUGUUGUUUCUUGGACAGCCUUGUUAAGUGGGUAUGCAAAGAAUGGGAAUUUACAAGUGGCACGGCGGAUGUUUGAUGGAAUGGAUGAUAAGAAUGUGGUUUGCUGGAAUUCAAUGAUCUCGGGGUACGUGAGCAAUGGGAGAAUAGAGGAAGGUAGAGCGUUGUUUGAUGCAAUGCGGAUUAAGAAUGAUGUAUCGUAUGGGAUUAUGAUUGAAGGAUACUUCAAGUAUGGGGAUGUGAGUGAAGCUGAGAGGUUGUUUAGUGAAGCACCAGUGAAAAGUGUGACACUUUGUAAUGUUAUGUUAGCAGGUUAUGCUGAAAUGGGGCGGACUGAGGAUUCGUAUAAGUUAUUUAUGAGAAUGGCUAGGUGUGAUGUGGCAUCUUGGACUAGUAUGAUUACGUGUUUUUUAAGAGCCAGGGAGGUGGAAAAAGCUAGAAGGUUGUUUGAGGACAUGCCUGACAAGGAUGUCGUGGCUUGGACUGCCAUGAUUAAAGGGUAUUGUGAAAACAAUAACGUGGAGGAGGCAGGAAAACUUUUUGCUGCAAUGCCUCAAAAGGAUAAUAUUGCAUGGAAUUCAAUGCUAAGUGGUUAUCUGCAACAUGGAAGACUGCAAGAUGCUCUACACCUGUUUCAUACAAUGCCAUGUAGGAACACAGUAUCAUGGAAUUCGAUGUUGUGGGGUUUCAUUCAACAAGACGAUAUAACUAGUGCUCGAGAGUUGUUUGAGCAGAUGCCUAGAAAAGAUGAAACCUCAUGGAACACUAUCAUUUCAGGAUAUCAAAAUGAGGAAGCUUUGGUUUUAUAUAUCCAGAUGUUGCAAAACAAUUACAGGCCAGAUCAGACCACAUUUUCCAAUGUGGUCUCGUUAUGUGGAGUUCUUUCUUUGUAUGGUUGGGGAAGAGCUUUGCAUGCCAGUGUAACUAAGAGUGGCUUUGAAAAUGAUACAAUGAUUAUGAGUGCAUUCAUAUCCAUGUACUCUAGGUGUGGAUUUAUAUAUGAAGCUUCCUCACUUUUCAGAAGUUUGAAAAAACGAGACACAAUAUCAUGGAAUGCCAUGAUUGUAGCACAAGCAUGUCAUGGUUCGACUAAAGAAGCCCUCGAUCUUUUUCCUUCUAUGAUUCAAGCUGGAUAUGAACCAGACCAUGUAACUUUUCUUGGUGUCCUAACUGCUUGUGCUCAUUCUGGAUUAGUGGACGAGGGUUGGAGCUACUUUGUAUCAAUGGAGAAAAGGUGGAGUAUAAUUCCAAAGUCUGAGCACUAUAACUGCAUGGUUGAUCUCCUUGGGAGAUCAGGGAUGCUAACUGAAGCCUUUGAACUAGUCAAGCAAAUUCCUCUUGAUCUCCCUGCUCAUGCUCGGGAGACAUUACUUAGUUGUUGUAGAGUCCAUGAAAAUUUUGAUUUAAGUGAUCUAGUAGAACAGAAACUUCUAAGCCUUCAGCCUUCUAAUAUUGGAAUGUGUGUGCUUUUAUCAAAUAUGUAUUCUUCAAGAGGAAUGUGGAAAGAUGCAGCUCGUGUGAGAGCACUACUUAAAAAGUAUGAUUUGAAGAAAGAAUUGGCGUGUAGCUGGAUUGAGAUAAAUGGUUGUAUUUCUCAGUUUGUUUCAAAUGACAAAUGCAAUCCUAGAGCAAUGGACAUAUACAAAGCAUUAGGAAGUCUUUCUGCAUUGAUUGAAGAUAGUGGCACAUUAGUUUAUCGGGGAUGUUAUUCAAAAUUCGGUUCUUCAGAAGAAAUUAAUGUUCCCUAACAUAUUUUUUCCCUUUAUUUCAGUCUAUAAAAGUUCCAGAGUAGAAUUUCUGUUUUCCUCUUGGUGAAUCCCUCUGGGAUUGAAAACUUACUCACUAAAAAACCUUUCAAGAUAUUGUGAAGUCUCAUCGAGAGAUGUUGCUUGAUAUCUCUGAUAGAUGCUAGCCCAUUAUGUGCUUCUAUGAAGACCUGCAACCUAAUGCUUGACGAAGGUACACCCGUGAAAGCCACACUUGGGGUGCAAUUAUUGGUGAUAGCUCCGCGUUUUGGAAGGUAAGUUCAAACUUUAAGCUGUUUUGCAUUUUAUAUACGAGAGCUAGAUGAGAAUCUUGAAUAAAGUUGUGCUUGACAGAAGUGAGAAUUGAUUUAAGCUCUUGCAGACGAUAAAUUUCCCAAUGUUAGAGGAACUUUUGAACAGGAUACAAGUAAGUUUUACAUACAAGGUAUGAGAUGUAGGAUAGGAUACAUACAUAUCUUUUGACAUAUGAACUUAGUAAAUUAAGCAUAAAUAAAUACAGAAAACAUAUGCAUAUGUAUAUGUAUGUGUGUGUAUAUUGACACGCGCCCACACACAUAAUAUGUUACAUAUUCACAUAUAGAAUCUUAAUACAUACACGUGUACACAUACUGAGAACAUAUAUUUAUACACACACGUAUACAUGUGUGGGUAGGGAAAAUACAUAUUUUCCUCCUUACUUGUCCCAAAAAAUUUCUUAUACACCUAAACUUUGCGGGCAACCCUUUACCUCCCCGAUCUUGUUUGAAGAGAAUCAGUUACCCCCUUGAGUGAUGAUGUGACAGAAAAAGCGCGUCAUCUGAUGAUAUGUCACCCGACGUUGGAACAUCAAACAUUGCUUAAUCUUAUUUACGAUGGAACAAUGUCGUUCCAUUUAACUUCAUUAAGACCCCAUUUGUUUUGCUUAAGAUUAAGAUGUUUGAUUUUGAAGACAUAUAUGAUUAUUAAAAUAUUAUCUCCAGACCUGAACAGUGAACAAUUAAAAUAGUUUGUUUUUUCCGACUCAAGAAUCUGUGUAAUUUAUCUUUGUUUAAAAACUAAUAUAUAUAAAAUUCCAAUAGACUAAUAACUAAAUGUUAUGUCUGCAAAUAUUUGGAAUAACUAUUAAUAUAUGGUGUUGUAUAAACUAUUUGUUUGAUGAAGCAAACUCUAAAAUAUGUAUGAUUACCAUUUAUUUACCUUGUUUUAUUCCAUAAAUAAAAAUUGCCCUAUUAUAUAGGUAAAUCAAACAACUUAGAUAGAAAAAGAAGUAUCACAAUAUUAAAAAUAUGCACAUAAGAUAGAGGUCAAUAAUUUAGAAUGAAAUAUAAACAUGCAUUUAUAAUUUCACCAGUUAAUUUAGCGCCCUUAAAAUCAUUUUAUUUAGAAGGUUUAUACAUUUAAAAAUCAUAAUUUUGAAUAAAAUAUGAAUUAUAGACAAAGCACUUAAGUUGAAAUAAGGAAUUUAAGUAUUAUAAUAAACAAAUUACAUAUAGUGAGGAUUGAAAAUCUAAGUGCAAAAUAAAUAUUGCUUGGGAUAGGGGAGAAAAUGUCUACGGUUUAAAAUUGGAGGGAGAAUUUGAUUUAAAGGCAAAAGGAGAGGGACAAAACUGAUUUUCUCCCUUAAAACAUUUCUUCAAAGAAAGAAAUAUUUUAUAGAAUAUUAUUUUAACCGGCAUUUAUACUAUUUUGGUUUGGUUUUGAAGAUUUUAUACUCCAUUUGUCCAAAUUUAUAUGACACACCUUCCUUUUUAGUCCGUUCCAUAAAGAAUGACACAUUUCUAUAUUUUGUACUAUUAGUUGUUAUUCUUUCUAUAUUUUGUAUUAAUUUGGUUAAAACAAAUUGAUCAGCAUUACCAUUUUAUUUUUCAUAAACAACCGUCCGCUUUAAACGCAUUUCUUCUUUCCUGUCUGAAAUUGUCCAUCCUAUUGUUUCUCGUUUGCAUCUCCAGGAAAACAGGUUAACCAAAAAAAGUGAAGGAAAAAAAAAAGAA